GAAAGGAUCAGGGCAGUGCUAAUAACUCGUGCUUUGGGAAGGCAGAUAGUAGCCCCGUGCUGGAUAACUGAUGAGACAUAGGGUGCACUAUCGAAGUCAAACCAAAUCAAGACUUUCAGAAUUCUCUGGGGAAAUUUGAAAGUACCUCUGCUGGGUUGCUACCACUUAAAUGUUUGGCAAGGUGACAGAUCCCUUUUGAAACACCAGUAGCCUUUUGUGGUACAUUGAAUCUGGCAAACAGGAACCUACACAGGUGCACAGCAUUCAGUUCUGGGAGUAUUGACCAGCCUUUGUACUUAUUAAAGUUUCAUCGGAGGUGAUCGUAGCAUGAGUUCCUCGAGGAUAAUGGACCCUAAGAUGCGAGAGGCUGAAGGAGAUGGAGAGGACAAUUCAGGAAAGAAAAAAUCAAAGUUCAAAUCUUUAAAAAAGUUUUUUGGUAAAAAGAAAAGGAAAGAGACACCAUCUUCUGCAAGCAGCAAUCUGAAGUUGUGCCAGUCAGCAAGUGAUGUUGCGGCCUCUCACGACAUGCGCAUUAAUUAUGACUCUGAAGAUGAACUUGAGGCACAUAAAGGCAUUAUGGGAAGCAGAGCUUUGUCACAUGAUAGCAUUUUCAUCCUUGAGACUGGGCAAGAGCCUGCAAGGCCAGUAAGAGUGUUUUCUCAAGAAAACAUUUCUGACCGGAUUAGAGCUUUACAGCUGAAACUCCAGCCUACCAUGAAAUUGGGACCUCCACCUCCAUUUGGACUUCAUGCAAAGCGAACAGAGGAUGCUGGGACCAGUUCUGAAGAUGAUGGAUUACCCAGAAGCCCUCCAGAAAUGUCUUUGCUCCAUGAGAGCCUAAACUCAGGCACAAGAACAAGAUUCUUUGACUCUCACAAGCAUCUUAGCUCUUUGAGUUUAGCUGGAACAGGCAGUGAAGAAGAAGAACAGGUUACAUUGCAUCCUUCUAGAGCUCAUUCUACAGAUGGUCAGCUGUUCACUAGGCAUGGAAGUGGAUCUCUGCAGACAUCUGACAGUACCGUCUCACCUACAGCCAAUUUUGACACUCCACCUGAACUUUCCACUUUCUUGGAUAAUUCUGCUGCUAAACAUAAGCUUUUAAUAAAACCCCGGAACCAGAGAUCCAGUAAAAUGAGAAGAUUUUCUCAGAGGACCCAGUCUGAAUCUCUGACUGAUUUGAGCUGUACCCCAGAAGAAGAAGAAGAGGAUGAUGCUGUAUUCAAACCCAGCAAUCAAGAACUGCCAUGGACCGCAGCUGCAACGCAGGAUGCUGUUUCCUGGCCAAAGCCCAGAAUGCCUGAGGACCUCCCCCCUGCUUUGAGACCAGUGAUGACUCAGCCUGCUUCUGAGCCUGCUGCUGUACAGGAAGCCCUGCUUCCAGAUAAUAAGCCACAGGACUGCCAACCAGUGCUGGAAACAACAUCUGAAGAGUCUGAGUCCUCAAUGCUGAUAGAAGACAAAGAGCCCGCAACUUCUUCCUACUCCAGUCCAGACAGAGAAGUAAAAAAGCAAGAAGAUUCCUCAGAAACACUGGUUCUCUUGUCUGGGGAUGUGAGUGAUAUGUCAAUCAAUAUUUUAAAUCAAGAAAAUAAGGAGCAUCCUGCUGUGUUUCCAGUAAAUAAAACACCAUCCGAAGAAAAUAUUCCAAUUAGUAAGAAUAGUGUUGUAUUAUUGGGAAGGUCAGACGAAAAUAUACAGAAGGAUGAUCAGGUACCUGUGGAAAUGCCCUGUAGUGAAGAGGCAAAGAAAGAGUUUACUCUAUUGUCAGAGUCCAGCAAGGAGUUUUUUGUGGGUUCUUCCCAACCCACAGACUCGUUCCAUGUUUCACAUCCUGCUUCCUCAGUGUGGAUGGGAUCAUCUACUUCCUGCUCUCUAGAGAAAAUAAAAACUGCACAAGAGGCAGCUGCUUCUGGUAAGGAGAACAGUCAGUCACUGGUCCACAAAGAGGAACUACUGGGGAACAAAGCUGAAAAAGUAGUCAGUGAACUCAAUGCCUUCAGAAAGUUUUCUGUUUCCUCUGCACGAGAGAGACCAAGAACCAGAAGCCUACACUUCCCAGAAAGAUCAGAGUUGGAAAGCCCAUUAAAUACUGGAUUCUUCCUGUCCAAAGAAAAGGUUUCCUCAAGAAAUGAGAAGUGGAAAGAAGACUUCCAGAAGGGAUCAGAGCUGGACGAGGAAAAAAGUAGCAACAAAAAGCAGACCUCGCUGGCAGAGGCUGACUCUGAGAACACAGAACCUACAGAAAUUUUGGCUGGUUAUGCUUCUCUGGCUGUUGAUGCAGUGCUGAUGCCAAGCAAUUCUUCGGUGGUAUCCCAGAAUCAGCCAAGCUGUAAAGAUAAAAGUCCUUUUCAAGUGAAACUUAGAUCCACCUCACUGUCCUCGAAAUAUAGAGACAACUCAUCACCAGAAUCAAAAGAGAUUAAAAGAUUCAGUGCAGAAUUUAAUUUAGAAAAUGAGGGAUUGACUUCCUUUCUAAAAGGUGAUAAGGCAGAGAUCAAAAAACCAGCCAAUACAAAUACUGGUGAUUCUUUAAAUGAAAAGAUCAAACCUAAAGCAAAGUCCUCUGAACAACUUAGCAGCAAACCUCCACUGCCUAAAAAGCCAGCAUUGCAAAACAUCCCAAACACUACUGCAAACAAGGAGAAGCAGGAGAAAUCUAUGCAUUCUCCUGAAUCCAGAAGUGAAGACAAAGACUUGGAGAAACAGUCAGAUUCUGGUAAAGCGCCUGAGAAAAGUGUGCCUUCCCCUGUGGCUACUGGAGACUCUGGAAGAGAUCCUGACACUACAGCAGAGCCAGCCUGGAUUUCCAUUGCAAGGCAAAAGCAGAGGGGCAUGCAGCAGGAGAAGGACAGAGAAAAGCUUGUGGCUCCGGAUAUUAAGGCAGAUACAGAGAAAAAGAAUAAAGAAAAGGAACAAACAGAGGGGUCAGUGAAGCAACAAUGGAGCAAAACAUCCCACUUGGCAGCUAAAACCGCUUCUGAGGAGCAGGGGAAAGACACAAAGUCUGAAGUGAAGGAGCCUCUGCUGAGAACCAGUUCACUUUCACAUUAUGUCCCUGUAGCUCCAUCACCUGCACUGGCGGAUAAGGAGGAAAUAGGCCACUUGAAGAAAGCUAGUAAUGCUGCUCCAGAUGAGCCAUCGUGGAUGGAACUGGCCAAAAAGAAAUCCCAAGCAUGGAGUGAUAUGCCGCAGAUUAUAAAAUAGAAUGAUGCAAACAAAUAGCAUCUUUCAUAAUUAAGUCAACUACUUAACUGAACUUCUACAUACCAGCUAAUCACAGUGAAGAAUCUCUUGAUAUGGAAGAAGGAUUUUAUUAUACAGCUGUGGAGAAAGUGUGCAAUAGGUGCAGUCAAAAAGUUUACCUUCAACUUUUUAGCAAUCAGGAUUGCAAUGGCAAUGGAUUACUUCGGUUAUGCUAAGGAUGUACUUAUACUUUGGAAAAUAAAACUUUUGCCUUACGUAUUUCCUGCAUUUUCUGCUUUUAAUUAUGUUUGCAUCAAAACAGGAUCUUUGUUAAACUUUGCUGAACUUC
Messenger RNA from Lepidothrix coronata (blue-crowned manakin), 3532 nucleotides. It is a transcript of the gene CRACDL, whose product is annotated as KIAA1211 like. The record is from RefSeq and is a predicted model, not a curated record. Bases 328 to 3204 code for a protein of 958 amino acids. The transcript has 12 exons. Lineage: Eukaryota; Metazoa; Chordata; Aves; Passeriformes; Pipridae.